This is a messenger RNA of Ornithorhynchus anatinus (platypus), 1050 nucleotides long. RefSeq names its product C-type lectin domain family 4 member D-like. The record is from RefSeq and is a predicted model, not a curated record. The transcript is spliced from 6 exons. The coding region runs from base 196 to 897 and encodes 233 amino acids. NCBI's taxonomy places the organism in Eukaryota, Metazoa, Chordata, Mammalia, Monotremata, Ornithorhynchidae.
UCCUUCCCCACAGACCAAACCCGAACCCAGUCCACCCCAGCCAGACUGAAGAAUUCUUCCCAGCUUUAUCCUGCAGUCUCCUGUCCUUUUUCUAGCUGUGAGACCCUACCUUGGGAACACGACCUCUGACCGCAACUUGGAGGCCCCGCGUUGGAUCAGACAGUCCCAAACAGAGCGAGUGUGAGGCUCGGUGUCAUGGAGCUCCCGGCAGGCUCCCAAGACAUCUCUGAAGUGAGAGAUUCCCAGGCUCUGGUGCAAUCCACCUCCGCCUCGCCCAGCGUUCCCCCCAGCACCAUCAUUGUCACUGGAAUUUCCAUUCUGCUGCUCACUUCCUGUUUCACGGCCAGCUGUCUCGUGACCCAGCAUGGUUUUGCCCAGCUCUGUAAGGACCCUGAAGGUCUAGCCCCUCUGAACCACACCCAGGUGUCCUGCCUCAGAGAGCGCUCCCAGGUGGAAGGGCGAAUGUGGAGCUGCUGUCCCCAGGACUGGAGACCCUUCCAGACUAGCUGUUACUUCUUCCCCAGGGAUGUCCUGCCCUGGAAUGAGGCCCAGAGCAAAUGCUUGAAGCAACAAGCCCACCUGGUCGUCAUCAACACGGAAGCAGAGAAGAAUUUCAUUACCCAAGGGAAACCUCUCAACUCCAGCAUCCACCUGGGCCUGAAGAAACGGAAGAAGGAGAGGCAGUGGAGGUGGGAGGAUAAGACACCCUAUAACCCAGCUGACACGUUUGGGGUCGAGGGAGACCCCCAGGAGGGAGACCCCGCGUUGGGCGCCCGGGAGGAGCGCUGUGCUGUCCUCACCCUCCGGCAGACGUCCAGCAGGUGGCGAUGGAGCGGCACGGACUGUGUGGACGCCACGGCCCAUUGGAUCUGCGAGAUGCCCCGGAGAAGCUUCUGAAAACACACACCCAACAACACAACACACACCACACCGCCUCCCCCGCGUUGGAGAAGGCGGGGCUACAGAGCUUCGGGCGGGGCUGAAAGCUGUGAGCCUUUACUACAGGGCUUUGCACACAGUGUGCUUUCAAUAAAUACGACUAAUCAUAAA